AUGGCACCAAAGCAAGCGCGGGUAGUAGUAUCUGCGGAUGAGUUGGUAUUUACAUAUUUUUAUUAUUAUUUAGACAUUACAGAAAAAGUUUCAGAGCCACUAAAACUUAAUAAAUUGUAUGAUGAUUUCUAUGUAAAGGACAGUAAAUCUAAAUUUAUCAGUGAAUGUAAUGCAUUGGAUAAUCUUGAUAAAAUUCAUAAAGGUGUGAAGGAACUUUGCAUGAAGCUUGUAAGUUCUUUGGAUAAUUUAUCCAAAAAGGAGAUGAACAAACAAGAACGCGACGAUCGUUGUAAUUAUUUACCUUAUUGGUUAUAUGGUGAAAUAGGAAAAAUAUAUAAAGAACCUUCGUUGAAAAGUAGUGAUAACACACCUUUUUUUAAGGAACUUAUUGGU
This is a messenger RNA of Plasmodium cynomolgi strain B, 393 nucleotides long. Its product is annotated as CYIR protein. The transcript has 2 exons. The annotation marks the transcript as partial. NCBI's taxonomy places the organism in Eukaryota, Apicomplexa, Aconoidasida, Haemosporida, Plasmodiidae. The record is from RefSeq and is a predicted model, not a curated record.